GGUGGAAGGUGGUCAUAAAAAGAGAACUUUAGAAGCUUGCUGCGGAGAAGUGGGAAUCUGACUCCUUUGGGAUCUCGUACCUUUUUCAUUCAGCUUUUGUGUGGUUUCAAAUAGCUGGAGGAUCAAAGCCCCGCAGAGCUCCUUGCUGCGUGCGCUGCCCCGUCAGUAGGAGUGCCCUACAGUGCGUGCUGGGCUCACUUCAGCAGCUUUUUGUCCCAUGUACACCUUUCCUUAUUAUUGCAGGCUUGUUUUCAGUGAUCAAUGCGACUUCCAGAUUUUAACUGAAAUAAUUCAUGAAAUGUGUUGUAUUUCCCUGAUUCGGCAUAAAAGGAUAGCGCAGGGAGCGUGGUAGCUGCCUUCAGUGUAGGUAAAUGUGAGAUGAAUUGGACUGGAGGCAGGAGACAGUCUGAACUUCUCAUAGAAAGUGAAGGGCUCCAGAGUGGCUGUCACCUCUCCGGGUGGGAUCUUGAUACUGAUAGAUGAGACCAUGAAGCCACCAGGUCUGUGCUUAGCAGCCAUCAAAGAGAGCUCAUCAAAUCUUAUGAAAUGCUAUGAAGAGAGUGAGGAACAAAAUACAGACCACUUUUGUGCCGUGUCUAAAUCCGUGGUUUGUCCACGCUUGAAAUACUGUUCCUUCCCUUUCUUUCAUCUCAGAAGAACACACAAUCGCUGGAAGAUGGUAAACUUAUGGGGCUGCUGAGAGAGCUUAAGGGACUGCUCAAUAGACAAACCACGCCAGACUGAAGGUCUGUACUCCCAGUGGUGCUGUGGAGGUGCUCGGGGAAGUGCAGAUGUGCUUGUCUUACUGCUUUUCUCUAGCUGUUUGCUUACAGGCUUCAGUAGAGACAGUGUGGCUAGCAGGACAUACCGUGUGACCCACUGCAUCCGUUUUCACAUUCACGUCCUGUGCUUCGCCCUGAACUCUGUGAACUUUGUGUCCCCACUUUGCUUAACAUCAGGCAUGCCCUCUGCAGUAAGGCCUUAUCCGUGGAGCUUACUUUCUCGAGCAAGAGCAAUGAAUAGAUAAGCUGCAGUUGGCUGAAGCUGAAAGCAGAAACGAGUAGUUGCUGCUUUCCCAUUCCUUUUCCCAGCUGCUGCGGCUUACCUUAUGCUAUUUUGGUGUUGCACCGUUUCACUGAAGCAGCAGAAAAAUAACUUACAGGGGGAUGGGAAGAGCUGAAUAGCUUUCUGUGGAUUAAAGCAGUUCGUAGGUGCAGCGAAUGCCCAUGGGGACGGGAUUGCACCGCAAGCGGAGGGAGUGAGUUGUUCUUGUUUUGCCCCUAGCACACCAUUAGGCAGCUUAGAUGUCUUGGAGCACAGCCCACCUGUCUCCCAGCUGUGGUCAUCACCUGCUAACACUGACCUCAGCAAUUGUUACAGCAACUUGUGGAAGGCUCUAGCUCGGGAAAACAAGAGAAAGCUAUCAUUCUGUGCUUUGCGGUGAGUUUUUAGCGGACUUCAGUAGAACAUAAAUGGUGCCUAAAUAUAGCUGUAUGCCAGCAUCAGGUAAAUGGCAGCAGCACCCAGGCAGACACGGGCAGUCCCUCGUGCAGAGGUGGUACCUCCCUUACACAAACAGCUUGCUGCUAAUGUCGGUGUGGAGCUCCAUCCUGGCGUGGUAGGAACUGUGGGAGCGAUGCAUCAUUGUCAGCUGUGGUUAAUCUCAGCACGUCUUGGAGUGAGGAGGGCGUCCACAUGUGCAGAGAGUUAGAAAUCACUGACUCCAUUUUGUGUUGAGAGAAGGGUUAGAUGUGUUGAGAAAAGAAAGGUGGCAUGAAUUCCUGGAGCUGAAUUCCUUCAUUAGGCUUUGUGGGUGAGGGCACUUAGAUGUUCCUUGUCCUGGGCACUGGGAAAGCUGCUUCUGCUGCUUCUGUGGAAGUUGUGUUGUUUGUUUUAUCGGACUGAGUGCUUUUGUAAAGGAAAUGUUGAUAAAAAAAUCUUCAGACAUAAUCAGUGUGUGCAAAAGCGCAAUGUUUGCAAAUGUGCCAAUUUGCUGACAAAACAGAUCAUGUCUUGGGUCUCCUUUUGACAUCAGACCCCUGUAAGGCUAUGGGAGACUGUGGUCUGUGGUGCUUUUGUCUUAUUGGAUCAGAAGCAAAAAACACCUCUUCAUAAAAUGCGAUCUGCUUUUAGUUGAAAGGAGUUACUUAUGAAUGUUAUAGGCAUGUAUGAGAAAUAGCAUGAGAAGAUAAAGAGUUGUUUCAAUUCUUGUAAGAGAACUAAUGCUCGAGAUUGAUGGAAAAAAAAAAUCCAUGCUUUCUUUUGAAAACAUAUUACAAUAUUAAUGAUUUCCAACUAUCCUGUAAAGACCUCCAUCUGUCUGGGAUCUUUCUACCUUACAUCUUUCAAAAGAGAUUUGCUCUGCUGCUUCUGUCUGUGCCUCAAAGUAACUUUCCUUUCAUGGACAGGCCAGUAAAAUGUCACAUAGAGGGUUUUUCUGUUUUCAUUUCCAUGCAGGCAGGUCAGUAGUGCUUCAUUCAGAACUAGAAAAUGUCUCUUUUUUUGAGGCUGUGUCAGUCGAUGCAUCUGCGGCCUACUUUUUGAUGCCGGUGUGGCGUUUGGGUCCUCACAAACUUUCAAUUUUCUUGUUCGAAAAGCUUUACAAUUCAUUCUUAAAACAGUGCUAAUUCAGUGUAUCUAACUAGCUGAGGAUCAUUAGUAGCUUCUCUAUUCGCUAGCUGCAUGCAGUAGGUCUCCUUCUGGAGUGGUGUUGUCAAAUAAUUCACUUAUUUUCCUCAACUUCUGUUUUUUUUUUUCUGGCUGCCUAGCUUUUCAAAUCAUCACUAAGAUGUUGUUUGAAAUACUGAUCUUACUACUCCUCUGAAGAUUACUUCCAUUAACGUGUAGUUCAUGGACGGGAAUGUUUUAUUCUGGGAGAAACGUACGUAACUUUCAUGAUGGAUUUUGCAAAUGUCGGUGUGAAUAUUGGCAUGACUGGGGGGCAGAGGAUGACUGUAGAAAAAUGGAAUGUUUUGUUUAGCUCUUGGAAUCCGCGGAUAUCAAGGUAGGUAAAGCAGUUACACAAAUGUGUGUCUCAAGUGGUGGGGAAUGAACAUCAUCUGCUUGCUCACUUUUUAAUUGUUCUGGUUACGGUCACAAAAGCUUUGUGAAAUUUAAACUACUCAGUGAGGAGGAUGGGUCAUACUGUGACUUCUGACAACUGUUAAAAGCUUUUUCUGCUCCCUAAACUUCUCUCACAGCCUGUGUAUCGUGUUUGCAAAGGUGUUGAGAAAUAACAAUGCUAAUUUUAUGACAAAGCUAUGAUUUGCUUAGCGAAAAUAGCAUACAAUAGUGGCUGUUCUGAAAGUGCCUGCAUCCACUUCAGGACUGGAUAAUUGAGAUGAGCUCAACUUUGGGAGGUGUUGGACUCUCUUUAGAGGUAGAAGUAUCCUAGGGGGCAGCUUGUCCCCAUACUUUUAGAUAAAGGUGAUUCAGUCCCACUGUUGGAAGGGCUUUUACAAGAGUAUUAAUCUCUGUAGAGGAGGCUAGCCCACUAGCAAGCCCACGCUGACAAAUCUGGCUGUAGAAUGGUCUCUGCAAGAGAGACUGCUGUCUUCCCGUAGUUAUAGUUCGUAAUAGACUCAGACUUCGAAGUAUUACAUUUUUGCCUUGGAUGUGGCCUGGAGCUGGGGGUGUGCUUAGGCAUCAGUUAUGGGUCUUUAACUUCAUUUCUACCUGGCUGGUGUGUUGAUGCCUCUCUGUGUCUGGGUAACUGGCUCGUGAUGAGUAAUUUGCAAUACAGCCAUUUCUUAUACCUCGCCUGAUAGCCGUUUUUAUUUUAUUCCUUGGUAGAAUGCCAGAAAUAACAAUUAAAUCUGAACCUUUACCUGUGUCUUGUUGAGGGCAAAUUUGAACUGAUUUCUGAUGAGACCUUUGUUCCUUUUAGGAUCCCAGUGGUGUUUUGGAUGCUCUCCAAACCUGUUUAACGGUCUUCAGUCCCUUUUGUCCUGGGGUGCAUGAAAGAAACUGGCUUUGUCUUCAUCUUGUCGUCAGUUUGCCCCGUGGUAGUUGUCAGACUGUACUGCAAGGAGUCAGUGUGUCUGCAUUGUCCUUGGCUCCCAAAGGACAUGGCUAAACGUGUUCCUCCAUUUGAGCUGGUGGGACGUGAUUUAGGUCAUGUUGCGUCUCUGAAGCAUUGUGCUCAAGGUUACCCCAUGUAGAUCAUAGCUUCUAGCGGUGAUCGCCUCAGCUGGAAGCCAAGGAGAGGCCCACAGCCUCUGGCUGGGACUGAGCCUUUCCUCCAGGUUAGGGGUUGUCCCAGGACUCUCCUUAGGGCCAGGGCUGUGUCUUAGAGCGCUUUGGGCUACACACCUCAUAGCUUGGGUUACCAGUUGUGUCCUCAUGCCCUGGUUCUCCAUCAGGCUCUCCCCUUUCCCAAGCUGGUUGAGCUGCUGUGUUCAUUCGCAAGUUUUGCAGCUGCGUGUUCUCACCUGUACUGCUAUGGCCAAAGACUACUUGUAGUUACGAAUAAUUUGCUGCAGAGAAUACUGCGGGAACUGAAAUGCUGCCUGGCUGCGUGCUUCAUUUUUGCCUGGAAAACAGCAUUUGACUCAUUCACAGCAUGAUGCAAAAUAUUUAUAGUGCUUCAAAUGCCUGCGAAUACGUGUUGCAAACAAUACAAGCAAAGUCUUAAGCCACAAAGAGCAGUUUAAUGUAUCUGAAACUGCUCCCUAGGUAACUUUUUUGAUAUUAUCGAUACAGAAGACUGACGAGGGAUGAUUCAAUCGAUGUUAGAAAUUCUUAAAGUAAUACAAAUAUCAUUUGAUAUACCUUCAAACUGGUCAAAAUACUUCAAUUGGAACAGAAGUUCUUCAGAUCUCAAAACUCCGGUAGUACCUAGUAAGUAAAUAAUAAAAUGGUAUUUGAAUUGUAUUUGGGAGCUUUACAUAAGGAAUUGAGAGGUGCCAGGAAAGGUGGACAAUAAUAAUCUGUGACUGGGGAGACUUUAUAUGAAGAAACGCUGUACUGUUUUGCAUCAGAAAAAGCAAAUCAGGAGGGAACUAAUUCUAGAACAUAGUAAAUUGUUUAGGAAAUCUGGGUCAGGAGUCUGUUCUUGUGUUGUGAGAUAGAAAAGAAAUGGGAAACAAUUGAAAAUUGGUCAGUUCAAGGUUGGCGAAAGGAAACUCCUUUUUACGAUGUGUGCAGGAUCACCUGAGGAGGUGUUUGCAUGGGAGGUCAGUUCAGGGCAUCAGCUUUUAAAAUUCAGCAGAGAGUUGCAUGUUUAUGAGUACUGGGAGAUGAAAAAGCAUUUAAGUCAAAUACAGAUUCUUUUUAUUAUUACUUCAAGCAGUUCCUAAAUCUUAAAAGACCGGGACAGUGCUUAUGCUGAACGAAGGUAGCGUUCUCUGUUGGGAGCUCUAGGUUUUCCCCCAAAGUUCUCACGUCUCUGUAAGGGAUUGGUGGUGUUGGGUGGGCUUCCAGACUGGUUGUGCCUUGCUUGCAGCUCCCUCUGUGACAUCUUGGGCACCUCUGAGAUCAGCAAGGCACACUUCUAAAAUGCUGUGCAAGGAAAAUACAGAGGGCACGGCUUUUUUUUUUUUUUGUUAGGAAACUGGCAGAUUGUGAAGGCUGGAUUUUUUUCCAUCUGCAGGUAUAAAUUGAAUGGAUUUUAACAUUUAGAUUAAUGCUGGUAUCUGAUGUGAUUUCUGCUGAGUCAGUGCAAAAAUUUUUAUUGACUUCUGUGGACAAUAGGUCAGGUCCCUUAAAAUCAAUCCUGUAUCCUGUAUUAACUACUGUAUCAUAAGGUCUGUCUACCCUUGCUUGAUGGGUUUGACUAUUUAAGGAAAGUAUUUUAGAUGGUAAGCAAGAAUCUUGUAUACUGCUAAUCUGGGAGGAAUUACCCAAUUAACACGUUCCCAAAAGCCUGCCCAAAUGUCUCACCCAGCCAGCUGUAUUUUUAGCAGUCUUUGCCUCUAAAGCAGGUCACGUAGGUUCUUUUUAGCUACAAUUUACUACUGAAAUCUGUGUUGUUUUGGGAACGCUUCAUUCAUUUCUCAGAACUGGGGCAAUUGCUGAAGAUCAUCUCAGAGGGGAAAAAAACGGUUUUUAAACCUUGAGGCAUAACCUUGGGAAAUGUGAUGGUGAGAACACAAUGUGCCAGGCAGAGCUGCGAUUUGUAAGGGUUGCGAUCACCCUUACAAAAACUAUCAAAGCAAGUGAUGAUUGAACAGAAAGGACAGGAGAAAACACAGGACUUGAAAUACGUGUGGUUGGUACAUCGUUACGUUCAUCUUGAAAACCCAUGAGUCAGAUAAUUAGUAUCCUUAGUCUACAAAUGACAAAAUGGAGUUGCACUUCUCUUUGGAGCUGCUGUGAGAAUGUUUGGGUGAAAAAAAAUAUACAGAUGUGUUUGAGCAAAAUCUUUUUUUAAAGAUUGCAGGGCAGCAGAUUGGUCUUUUGAUAGGCACGUGGGUAGGAGAAAAUACACUUUUCUUUAGAAGUUUGGUCUGGUCCAUGGUUCAAAAUGAUGCAAUUAGAACAAAUCUCUCUAAACAAAUGCUCAGUGAAAACUGGAAUAUUUCUGGCAGAGCUGUCUUGAUUAUUUUCAUUUGUCUUCUGUUGUGCAGAAGCAACCUGAAAACAUUGUUUUAUUUGAGAAGACCACCAGAUGCACCCUUAGUGCCCAACUGAAGGCAGCAAAGUGUUGUGGUUCCCUUGUGUUCUGUUAGCAUUCAGUAAAUAUCAUCCAGCAAAAUUAUGUAAUCUGGUAUUAGUAUUUAUCUCUUUAGAGUUCUAAAAUCCCAGUUUCUAAAUAUGCCUGAAAUGUUGCUCUCUGAAUAAUGUAUGCUAAUGAGAUGAUCAUUAAUGUGGAUAGACAAAGCUGGUUCCACACAGGCUGGCUCGUCCAGCACUGCGGAUAGGAACGGGAAUCCAGAGUGAACUCAGCAGCUGAAAUAGUUUGGGUUUCAUUUGCAGCCCGAGUUUUGUUUUAAAAACUUGACUGAACUUGUUACGCUACAGCAACGAAAGCAAAACAGAGUUCUUGCCCUGUAAAGUUCACACCUAUUUUUGAACAGUUCUUUGGCAGUCAUGUCUAUUGAUACGUAUUAGCACUUGAGCUGUGCAGAAAACAAUAAGGAUUUUGAAUGGCGAGGGCAGUGCCUUGACAUGGCAGGAGGAGGAGGAGGGUUUGCAGCCUGUUGGCCCCAGAGGUGGGUGAACUUCAAAGCCAGAUACCUGCUGGGCUGUGUGCUCCUGCCAGGCUGUGCCACUUCGCUGUUCCUAGAGCUGGAAAUGUGUCGCACUGAGAAGCAACAAUUAAUUUUAAAAAAAAAGGGGGAAAAAAGCCCUUGAAUUUCAAUGCAGUGAACGCAUUACAGUGUUUCUUGUUGUUGCUGCUCACGUGCUCCAUAAACAAGAGCAGGCUUACUUCCUUGUGAGUCAACGUGCCUGUUACAGAAUUUGUUGUGCUUGGAGAAAAACAAAUAUUUACUUCAUCCUUUGCUGAGAAAGUCACGACCUUCAGCCAGUUUGAAGGCUGCCUGGCUCUGCUGCCUGGCCCCAGUGCAGGAUGGCCAUGCCCUGGUUGUGUGUGCGCUGUGCUGCCCGUGGGAGCUCCUGUGGGACAGCGCUCAAUGCAUUUUCAGCUUUCUGCUGCUAAUCUCGUUUGUGUGAGCGAACUCUUCUUAAAUGGUCAUUUAAGUCUCUCUCCUGGGCCUGGUUGUAAUACUGGGGCUUUGGAAAGGUUGUUAGAAGGCAGCUUUCAGAUACUGAUGCCUAUUUUUUCCUUUUAAAUGCGUCCGCCUACUAGCAUACCCUAUUCUGAAUAAGGCCCGUCUCCUCCCAGUUCCAUUUGCAUCCAUCUUAAUACUGCAGGCUUCUGUGAUUUUUCUAUAUUGUUUGCUACACAAAGUGGGCAUGUUUUACUCUUGUUUCUCUCCUGCUUGAUGUGGUGUUUCUUUUUUUUGCAUGUGUAGCCAAGGUUUCAUUAAUGUUUCUUGUUACCAAAUCACACUGCAAGCCUUGUAAGAAUUUCUUGGCUUCUCGGUUUGUCACUCCCACUGAAUUUUUCUUUCAGAUUAUUUUCCUGUCGGAUGUCUUCGCUGCACUUUCCCAAGGAGAAUCUUAUUUUUAAUUGCCUGUUUUUCAACUUUCUCUGUCCUCGCUGGGGCUUGCAUCUCCUAAAUUUAGUAUCAUCCACGGAUUUCAAGAACACACACUUUAUUUCUGCAUCAUUAGCUAGGAUUUUAAAGAAAGAAAAUAGAGAAGAAGGCUUCCCGCGUCCUUGAUAGAUGCAUCCAAAGACUUGGUAUAUGAUUUUCAGUUUGCUUUGUUUAUUUCCUUGUGCAGUGUUCAGGCCCCGUUGAAAGCAGUUUAAAUAAUUUUGGUAGAGUGUCAUUUGAUAUAGUCAAAUGGCUUUCUCACAUACAAGUAUUUUAUCUACUGUGUUCUUGUUAUCAACCAACUGAAACUCUCUAAAUAAAAGUGUUUGACUUCAUUGGUCUCUGUGUGUGCUUUGUAAGCCCCUUUUCCUGUACUGCUUUUGGUUGGAAGAAGAUAAUCAUCUUCCAUAUGUCUUAAGGUUUUACUAAGGCUGCAGAAACCAAACUGUUCCUUUUUAGGAGAAGUACAAUUUGCUGAUAGGAGAGGAAAACAUAUGGAAAUUGUUAUGUGAACUUGAGGUCCAAGUGUGUCUUUAAUCUAUAAAUAGAUCCCUAGUAUUCCAUGUCUUAAAAUAAUUAUUGUCUGUAUUUACCGAGCUUGUUUGCUCGUAUCUCUUUACCAGCUCACCUCCUUGGAAUAUAUUAUAUUAUGGAGUGGUGCUGAUAUGUCUGCCUGAGGCUCUUACCUGCCCUUAUUAAUGCUCAUUUGCAGUGGCUAUCAAUUUGCACUGCACUGAGGUGAUACAGAUAGAAUUGUGGGACUGCCAUAGCAUGUGUGUUUGCAGGAGUACUGCUGAGAAUCACUGUCUGUUGUAGAUUUGAUUUCUGCAUGUUUGAAUGCAUGUGUUUCUCACUGUAGAUGUCUCAAAUUUGUUUUCUCUGUAUUGCCUUUCAUACUUGUUGCAGCUAAGUGUAUACGUAUAAAAAUGUUUUAUAAGUCUGCAAUUACAUUCUAAUUGUUCAGCCUUUCCUUUAUUUCCCCCUUGAGCUUUUAAAACGUGGUCAGCGUAGCAGGCUACUUGACUUUUUAAUCCUUCCUCCUUCAUCAUUUGCUGAUGGUGCAGCCUGUCCUUGCAGUGGCACGAACUGUUAGCUCCCUCCAUGUCCAUGCGGUGCUCCUUUCUCCCUGCCAGCUGCAUCUGAUGCCGCAAUUCUGGUGUGGGUCCUCCUCUUGUCCAGGUUGGAAGCUCAAAUCUUGGCCAUCGUGUCUGUGUAGGCCCCAUUGGUCAUUUUGAGCUUCUUGCAUGCCUGCCUUGGAGAGAGUCUGGAGUUCCUCGCAUUUGGGGUUAUUUUGUAGUUUCACGAGGUUGUUCUACACUGCUAAUCCUUUCUUCCACCUGACCUUACUCUGCUCUGAAUUGCCACGCAGCUUUGUGCUGGUAGGAAGCCACUCCGGGAUGGUUUACCUCCUCGGCAGCUCUGUGAUAGGUCUAUUAAGAGAUGCACUUCAUGGCCUGAUGCUGCCCAAUUUCAUUAUUUUAGUUAAUGAGCAGGAAGCCAAUCUAGCAGAGCCCCUGCUGAGUGUGAUGUCUGCUCCUCGCACACCAUGUGUGGUCCAGAGGUGUUCUGCCACCUCCAUCACCCCAUCCUGAGACCUGCGAUACAUCCCAGAGCUCUCUCGCCUUCUUUCCCCUCCCUACUACUCCUGCCCCCCACUUCUAGUCUUAAAUCCGUCCUUUAAACACACCAAAUUUCUUCUGAGCAUUCAAUUUCUAUUCCUCUGUAGUUGGGCAAAACUGCUGUAGCCUUUUUCUUUUGUCGAGAUUUUCCUUUUGCUCGAAUUUCCUUUGAUAGUUAAAAAAAAAAAAAUGCUGUAUUCUCUUAUUCAUAAAAUAAUCCAUUGCAAAUCUCAUUUGUAUCAUCUCUCUUGGUUCUGCUUCUUUCUGAGUUAUUACUGCUCAUUGAAUACGUUGGAAUUAUUUUUCUUCUGCUUGUUUUUUUUUUCUUCCAGGUGGAAACUGAUUUUUUGUCCUUUUUUUCAUCCAUAAUACAUACGCUCCCAGUCUCUAAUGGUAGCUCUCAGUUUUGUAGACUGUCUCUGAAAAUGUAAUUGCGAGGUUUAUUCCCAUCUUUAUAUUAAAUAAGAUACUUAAUACGGCCAGACAAAUUCUAAUCCCUGUGGCAAUGUACUAAACGCAUUUGUCGGCAUGUAGCAAAUGACUGUUCUAGUCCGUCAGCCAUUCUUCAAUGCACAUGGUGGGCUUGCUACUCACAGCUACAUGUGCUCAGAGCACUGUUCUCCCUAUCAGUGUGUUUCGGGACCAGGAGCACUUGGAGGCCGAUCUCCACUUCUGCAUCAAAACAAGCCUAAAGAGUCAACAUCUUUUUCUGUUUCUUUUUUUUUCGUGUGUGUGUGUGUGAAAUUGUAAGUGCCUGGCUUUGUAGCUGAAAGAGCACCAAAACCCCAAUGUGUUUGGUCUGUUGUGGCCCCAAGGACAGCCCCUGGGCUUCCUGCCUGCCCUCGCGCUGAAAGGAACGUGAGCACCGUGCAGUUCAAGUUAUCAUCUUCAGGCAGCGGAUGGGUUUUUUUUCUUGGAAGGAGCACAACCACCCAGUUAUGGAAAUAUGAAAACAACAUAAGAAAGCUUUGGGACAAACGGGACGAGGCUGCGUUGCUCCUUCCUUGUGAGGGUGCUUAAGCUGUGAUGCCACCGAGCCGCUGUGUGGCAGGGAAGCUUGGAAGCUGAACGCCUUUCAGGAGUAUUUUUAUGGCCUCUGUCACAGUAGCGUCUCAGCGUCUCGCAGGCAUUUAUGGAUUUAUUCUGAGAACGUUCCUGUGAGGAGUAAGUCUGUGUCUGUAACGCUGGAUGUGCUGACCACUUGCCUCAGACUGAAGAGGACUUGCUCUGCUUUGGAAUAUGGUGCCUAACUUCUGUGUCUCAGUACUCACUGUGCCAGCAGUCAUUCUGUGCUGCUUGAUGCUGCCUGAUCCUGCUAAAGCAGGAGCCGAAAGCAAACCAACAUUUAUGAAAGCUCCUGAAGAUCAGAUUGGGAUUUCGGGAGGAGUGGCCUCUUUUGUGUGUCAGGCAACAGGAGAGCCCAAGCCUCGAAUCACGUGGAUGAAGAAGGGGAAGAAAGUCAGUUCUCAGCGGUUUGAGGUGAUCGAGUUUGAUGAUGGGUCGGGAUCUGUUCUGCGGAUACAGCCGCUGCGUGUCCAUCGAGACGAAGCCAUCUACGAGUGCACGGCCACCAACAGCGUUGGGGAGAUAAACACAAGUGCCAAAUUAACAGUGUUAGAAGAAGACCACCUCCCAGCUGGCUUCCCAACCAUUGAUAUGGGCCCGCAGCUGAAGGUGGUGGAGAAGGCCCGCACAGCCACGAUGCUCUGUGCUGCCAGUGGUAACCCCGAUCCCGAAAUCUCCUGGUUCAAGGACUUCCUGCCUGUUGACACUGCAACUAGCAAUGGGAGAAUCAAGCAGCUCCGCUCGGGAGCUCUGCAAAUAGAGAACAGCGAGGAGUCGGACCAAGGCAAAUAUGAAUGUGUUGCAACCAACAGCGCAGGAACCCGUUAUUCUGCCCCGGCGAACCUGUAUGUUCGAGAUCAGCGAGAAGUGCGGCGUGUUGCUCCUCGAUUCUCAAUCCCUCCGAGCAACCACGAGGUGAUGCCUGGAGGGAGUGUGAACCUCACGUGCGUGGCAGUAGGUGCCCCCAUGCCCUACGUGAAGUGGAUGGCUGGUGUGGAGGAGCUGACCAAAGAGGAUGAGAUGCCCGUCGGCCGGAACGUGCUGGAGCUGAACAACAUCAUGCAGUCCGCCAACUACACCUGUGUGGCCAUCUCUUCCCUCGGCAUGAUCGAAGCAACGGCCCAGAUCACUAUCAAAGCGCUGCCAAAACCUCCAACAGAGCCAUUAGUGACUGAAACGACAGCUACCAGCGUGACCCUCACCUGGGAUUCAGGCAACUCCGACCCCAUUUCAUAUUACGUCAUCCAGUACAAGCCCAAAUCCUUGGAGGGUCAGUUCCAGGAGGUGGAUGGUGUGGCGACAACCCGCUAUAGCAUAGGUGGGCUCAGCCCCUUCUCGGAGUACGAGUUCCGGGUCAUUGCAGUCAAUAACAUUGGCAGGGGCCCCCCCAGCGAGCUGGUCGAGGCCCGGACAGGAGAGCAAGCUCCUUCAAGUCCACCCCUCAAAGUCCAGGCACGGAUGCUGAGUGCCAGCACCAUGCUGGUCCAGUGGGAGCAGCCAGAGGAGCCAAAUGGACAGAUCCGAGGGUACCGCGUUUACUACACCACCGACUCGCAUCUGCCUUUGAGCAUGUGGCAAAAACACAACACCGACGACAGCCAUCUCACCACUGUUGGGAGCCUCAUCACAGGGACCACAUACAGCAUCCGUGUCCUGGCCUUCACUUCGGUGGGCGACGGGCCGCCCUCGGACAUCAUCCAGGUCAAAACGCAGCAAGGAGUUCCUGCCCAGCCAGCUGACUUCCAGGCAGAGGCAGAGUCUGAUACCCGCAUCCUGCUGACGUGGCUGCCUGCCUCUCAGGAACGCAUUACCAAAUAUGAGCUGCUGUACUGGGAAGGAGAGGACGGUGUUCAGGCAUGCAGUAGGGUCCAGCAGCCUCUGUCUGGCUCCUGUCAAAAGGUGGAGUUUGACCCAACCUCCUCGUAUGCUGUGGAAGGUCUCAAACCAGACACGCUGUACAAGUUCCGGCUGGGUGCCCACUCUGAGCUGGGGGUAGGAGUCUACACCCCAACCGUGGAAGCCAGAACUGCCCAAUCCACCCCUUCUGCCCCACCCCAAGAAGUUGAGUGUGUAAGCACCAGCUCCACUACCAUCCGGGUAAGUUGGGUGCCACCGCCUGCACAGAGCCGCAAUGGGGUCAUCACCCAGUACUCCAUUGCGUACCAGGCAGUGGAAGGAGAUGACAGCACCAAGCAUGUGGUGGAUGGCAUUGGACGGGAGCACUCCAGCUGGGAGAUCAAGGACCUGGAGAAAUGGACCGAGUACAAGGUGUGGGUAAGGGCUCACACCGAUGUGGGGCCAGGACCGGAGAGCAUCCCCGUGCACGUGCGCACUGAUGAGGAUGUGCCCAGUGCCCCACCACGAAAGGUGGAGGUGGAGUCCGUGAAUUCAACAGCCAUCCGGGUGAGCUGGAAGCUGCCCAUCUCCAACAAGCAGCACGGGCAGAUCCGGGGCUACCAGGUGACCUACGUGAAGCUGGAAAACAACGAGCCCCGCGGGCAGCCCGUCAUCAAGGACGUCAUGCUGUCGGAAGCACAGUGGAGAGCUGAGGACUCCGUCGACCAUGAGACGGUCAUUGGAGGCCUGCUGCCGGAAACCACCUACUCCGUCACAGUCGCUGCCUACACAACCAAGGGAGAUGGUGCCCGCAGCAAGCCCAAGGUCAUCACCACCACAGGGGCAGUCCCGGGGAAGCCCACCAUGAUGAUUAGCACGACAGCCAUGAACACAGCCCUCAUCCAGUGGCACCCACCCAAGGAGAUGGUAGGGGAGCUGCUGGGUUACCGGCUGCAGUACAGACGUCUUGAUGAGGAAAAGAUGAACACGAUAGACUUCGGGAAGAGAGACCAUCACUACACUGUGACCAACUUGCACAAGGGGGCCACGUACCUCUUCAGACUGUCUGCCAAGAACAGAGCUGGUCCAGGAGAGGAGUUUGAGAAGGAGAUCACUACCGCAGAAGACGUGCCGAGUGGAUUCCCACAGAACCUGCGCGUGGUGGGCCUCACCACUUCCACCACAGAGGUUGCAUGGGACCCCCCAGUCUUGGCGGAAAGAAACGGCAAGAUUGUCAACUACACAGUGGUAUACAGAGACAUAAAUAGCCAGCAGGACCUGGUUAACAUCACCAAGGACACAAGUAUCACUUUGACGAAUUUGAAGCCUGAUACCACUUAUGACAUCAAAGUGAGGGCCCGCACCAAUAAGGGGGUUGGGCCGCUCAGCCCCAGCAUCCAGUCCCGGACCAUGCCUGUUGAGCAAGUGUUUGCUAAGAACUUCCGUGUCAACGCCGUCAUGAAAACAUCCGUGUUGCUGAGCUGGGAAGUGCCUGACUCCUAUAAAUCUGCAGUGCCUUUUAAGAUUCUGUACAACAGCCAGAGUGUGGAGGUGGACGGCCACUCCAUGAAGAAGCUCAUAAGUGACCUCCAGCCAGACACGGACUACUCUUUUGUGCUCAUGAACCGUGGGAACAGUGCUGGGGGGCUCCAGCACCUCGUCUCCAUCCGCACUGCGCCUGACGUCUUGCAAAGCAAACCCAUUGCCACCAACAAGUAUAUCCAGGAAGGAAAGUUCACGCUUACCCUUCCCAAAGUGCAGACCACUGUGCCAGUUCGGUGGUACUACAUUGUGGUCGUGCCGGCAGAGCAGAGCCCCAGCAGCCCGACAGCGCGGUGGCGGACGCCUGAUGAGAUGGAGCUGGACCAGCUGCUGGAGGCCAUAAGCCAGGGCAGUCAGAGCAGGCGCCAGAGACGCCAAGCAGACAGACUCAAGCCCUACAUUGCUGCCCAAGUGGACGUGCUGCCCGAGACCUUCACCCUGGGGGACGAGAAGAACUACAAGGGUUUCUACAACAAGCCCCUCUCUCAGGACCUGAGCUACCGCUGCUUCGUGCUGGCCUCGCUGGAGGAUGGGGACACGAAGAGAUACGCAGCCAGCCCCUACUCAGAUGAGAUUGUGAUGGAAUUGGCUUCAGCGAAGCAGCAGGAUGAGCCAGAGAUGCUGUGGGUGAUGGGACCUGUCCUGGCUGUGAUAUUAAUCAUCAUCAUCGUCAUCGCUAUACUCCUCUUCAAAAGGAAAAGAGCACACUCCCCCUCUUCCAAAGAUGAGCACUCCAUUGGCCUGAAGGACUCGCUCUUGGCCCACUCCUCUGACCCGGUUGAGAUGAGGCGGCUCAACUACCAGACUCCAGGUGCCAGUGUCCCCAGUUGCCCGAAUAUCUCAAGCAUGCGGGACCACCCGCCCAUCCCCGUGACCGACCUCGCCGACAACAUCGACCGGCUGAAGGCCAACGAUGGCCUCAAGUUCUCCCAGGAGUACGAGUCCAUCGAUCCCGGGCAGCAGUUCACGUGGGAGAACUCCAACCUGGAAGUGAACAAACCGAAAAACCGCUAUGCAAACGUGAUCGCCUACGAUCACUCCCGCGUCAUCCUGACCUCCAUCGAUGGGGUCCCAGGCAGCGAUUACAUCAACGCCAAUUACAUCGACGGCUAUAGGAAGCAGAACGCCUACAUCGCGACGCAGGGACCUCUGCCUGAAACCCUCAGUGACUUCUGGAGAAUGGUGUGGGAGCAGAGAACAGCAACGAUCGUCAUGAUGACCAGGCUGGAGGAGAAGUCCAGGGUACAGUGUGCGCUUCCUCUAUAUUCUGGUGUGGGCAGGAGAGAAGGAUGGAGCGGUGUACAGCCCAGGAAGCGCAGGUCCCCCAGCGCCACCGGCCAUAAGUGCCCUGUGAAGUGUGACCAGUACUGGCCGAGCCGGGGUACAGAAACCUACGGGAUGAUCCAGGUCACACUGCUGGACACCGUUGAGCUGGCGACCUACACAGUCCGAACCUUUGCCCUGUACAAGAACGGCUCCAGCGAGAAGCGAGAGCUGCGACAGUUCCAGUUCAUGGCAUGGCCUGAUCACGGGGUCCCAGAAUACCCCACCCCAAUCCUCGCUUUCCUGCGGCGGGUCAAGGCCUGCAACCCACCCGAUGCUGGGCCCAUGGUUGUCCAUUGCAGUGCUGGCGUGGGCCGAACUGGUUGCUUCAUUGUCAUUGAUGCCAUGCUGGAGAGGAUGAAGCAUGAGAAGACCGUGGACAUCUAUGGGCACGUGACGUGCAUGCGCUCGCAGCGCAACUACAUGGUGCAGACAGAGGACCAGUACAUCUUCAUCCACGAGGCCCUGCUGGAGGCAGCCACGUGCGGCAAUACCGAGGUGCCUGCACGCAACCUCUUCGCUCACAUCCAGAAACUGACCCAGGUGCCUCCAGGAGAGAGCGUCACUGCGAUGGAGCUGGAAUUCAAGCUGCUGGCCAACUCUAAAGCACAUACCUCACGUUUCAUCAGUGCCAACCUCCCAUGCAACAAAUUCAAGAACCGCCUCGUGAACAUCAUGCCAUACGAGCUGACAAGAGUUUGCCUGCAGCCCAUCCGGGGUGUUGAGGGCUCUGAUUACAUCAAUGCCAGCUUCAUUGAUGGGUACAGGCAGCAGAAGGCCUACAUUGCCACGCAGGGACCACUGGCCGAGACCACAGAAGAUUUCUGGCGAAUGCUCUGGGAGCACAACUCCACCAUCGUGGUGAUGUUGACAAAGCUGCGUGAGAUGGGCCGGGAGAAGUGCCAUCAGUACUGGCCUGCGGAGCGCUCUGCCCGUUACCAGUACUUCGUGGUGGACCCCAUGGCAGAGUACAACAUGCCGCAGUACAUCCUCCGGGAGUUCAAAGUCACAGAUGCCAGGGACGGCCAGUCACGGACCAUCCGCCAGUUCCAGUUCACAGACUGGCCUGAGCAGGGAGUGCCAAAGACAGGAGAGGGCUUCAUCGACUUCAUUGGGCAGGUGCACAAGACCAAGGAGCAGUUUGGGCAGGACGGGCCCAUCACGGUGCACUGCAGCGCUGGGGUCGGGCGCACGGGCGUGUUCAUCACACUGAGCAUCGUGCUGGAGAGGAUGCGCUACGAGGGGGUGGUGGACAUGUUCCAGACGGUGAAGACUUUGCGAACGCAGCGGCCGGCCAUGGUGCAGACAGAGGACCAGUACCAGCUGUGCUACAGAGCGGCACUGGAGUAUCUCGGCAGCUUUGACCACUAUGCAACGUAACUAGUGCUUUCCUCCAGUCGCGGUGGGGAUGUCUAGGAGUGGAGACGGGUCCCUCUGAGCCAGAGCCGCCCAUUCCUCAGUCCUUCUGUACAGACCGAGGUGCUGCCCAGGCAGCAGACCUCCAUGCCAACCAGUUCUGACCACGGCAUUUAGGAACUUCGCCCCAGCGCCAAACGAGGGAAUCCAACUCCAAAAGCAUUUCCAGUCUCUGGCUGCAUUUCUGCUCAUAUGCAUCUCUCGCCCUCUCUCACGCGACUGCAUUUCACAGCGAGGCUUUAGGUGGGUGGAAUGGGAUCUUUUUUUUUAAACAUGUAAAAUAGUUACUAGUGGUUUUUAUAAUCUCCUCUCUUUUUAUUUUUUAUUUUUUUGCAAGUCUUAAUGUUUUGCUGAGGCAGAACUGGACCCGCCAAACUUUGGGGAGUUGGGUUUGUUUGGGUUUUUUUUUUUCUUUCAUUUCCUUUUGCUUUAACAUUUUUUACUGCCCUAUGUUUAUCUCAGCUCAGUCACUGCUGGUUCUGCCCAUUUUAGUGCAGCUUCCUUGGUAAUUUGCAGCAGCUGGCUUGUGGUUCCUGCCCAGCUCCAUUCCCCUUAGGCUGCUUUUUAAUUCUCUGUAGAAUAUGAAAUUUCAUGGAACUGGACCUAAGCUACCAAUUAUUUUUUUAGCCUUUCCCUUCCCCCAUUAUUUCCUGAGUAGGUUUGGGAGGGCAUGUAGGGUCGCUGGAGAGGCGGUCCUAUUUGUCAGCUGGAAACUGUUCAGUCCUAUUACAAUGCGUGUUAAACCAAUCCAGUGACCGCGUGUAUUGGCAGAUCCCGACAUGACGUGAGUUGUCGUCACCUUGUUUGUGAGAGACCCGAAAUCCUGGGCUCCUGGCCUGGGAGCCUCUUUUUGUGUCUCGCUGGGAAGGGGACAGGAGAAGCCAGCAGGUCCCACACUUCCCCAGGGAUGGGCUAUAGAAGCGAGACACGGCCCUUUCUGUUAGUCCCGCGGUUCUGUGCGUGCAAACGCCAUCCUGGCACCUCUCACCACUGAAGUGCAUUGGAGCAUUUUACAAGGAGCACAACCCCGGCCGUUCCCAGAGCGGAGCCAAGCAGGCUCUCUUUGGAGGCAGGGUAUUGCAGGGAAGGGGAGGGGGAGCACACAUGGCUUCAGAGGUUGGGUGUUUCUAUAAUUUCUGCUAUCCUGCAAAUGUUAAAAGUCAUUAGAAUAUUGUACUUUCCACUACUUCAGGACGUUCUAAUGAACCAAUGUGGCAAGACUACUGGACUUAAUUUAAUGGUACUAUAUAUUAAUACUCCUUAUUAUAUCACGCUUGCACUAAAGACAGAGUGAGCAGCCCUCUUUCGAGUGCAUUGAGUUAUGAAUAAAGGUGGUGGAAGGGUAUCUAAUUGUAUUAUCACAUGUAUUCCGAAUGUUAAGAAUCCAAGCUACGUUGAAAUCAGCAAUCCAGGGUUGGUAAUGUUGGAGGACACAUUCAUUUUUACCUUGUGGAUGCAUAGUGCUGUAGGGGUCACUGUUGUAUACAGUCUGUUUUCUAUUUGUUAAUAAAAAAAAAAAUCUACAGCAUCACUGCAUAAUUCUUGAUGUUAAUAAAUUUGAAUAAUCGGGUUUCAUACAA
Molecule: messenger RNA, 18483 nt
Organism: Gallus gallus (chicken)
Lineage: Eukaryota; Metazoa; Chordata; Aves; Galliformes; Phasianidae
Gene: PTPRF
Product: protein tyrosine phosphatase, receptor type F
Exons: 37
Coding region: 10961-16867 (1968 amino acids)
Biological process (GO): peptidyl-tyrosine dephosphorylation
Molecular function (GO): protein binding; protein tyrosine phosphatase activity
Source: RefSeq, a predicted model, not a curated record